AUGAUUGCUGUCGCGAAAAUAAAAAUAGGAUUAUUUGCUCUACUAGUGGCCCUGACAGCUCCAGGCACUAUUGCCUUUUACUGUCGUCACGAGGUGGCGACAAACUGUUUUUUGUAUGCAUCCGUGGAAACAAUCCAAACCACAGACGCAGCAUCCGUCUGCGGUCGGGUUCUGGAUGAAAUGAAAGCAAACCAUGGACAAGCCCGCGAGUAUGCAAAUAUGUUUGGGCUUGGAGAAACUGAAGCGGGGUUGUUCUGUCUAUUUGAUUCGAUGCGCAAAGCUGAAAUUGGGUUGGGUUUGAAAGGAUCACCAUUCUUUCUAAGGAAAGAUGAUAUUACAUCUGCACUUGGUGGACAAGACGAUGAGCUCUUUGAUGGGUUUUUCACAAUGGAAGAUUUAGAAAAGGCAGUAAAAGAUGACUUCUUGGAUGCUUCGAGAGGCUCGACUGAUAAUCGAAAAGGAUGGAAGAUCUCUUCAGUCAGCAAUCCUCGUGGCGACUCUUUCGAAGAGGCGCGGAUGAGGUUUGAGGACGUCCAACAGGCCUUGGAAAAAGGGACUGUGAUCCUCAAUGCGGCUGGAGCGCAUAUUCCGAAGCUAGCGGGAUUGUGUUUGGCCGCCACUGAUGCGACUUCGACACCCAAUGCCAUGAAUCUAUACGUGACUUCUAAUGGCAAAAGGACUUCUGCACCUCCCCACACUGACAAGCAGGAUGUAGUCGUAGUUCAAACCUCGGGCAAAAAAUUUUGGAGAGUAUAUAUGCCCACCGAUCCAUCGGCGAAACCAAUGGCAGACUUGUUUGCGCGAGGGAAGGGAGACGACAACCUUCCCCUCCAUGUUUUGGAGGAGAACGGAACUUUGUUGCUGGAGACAACCCUCAACGCUGGAGAUGUCUUAUUUAUUCCUGCUGGCUUCCCCCAUACCACUGGCACUGCAUUUGAUGACUCCGAAGAAGAAGAUACAAGCGUACAUAUGACAAUAAAUGUAGAUACGCACGUUUGGGAGCUUGAUUACCUCAGCGCUCGACGACUUGUGUUGCGAAGAGGUUGCGUUCAGGACUCUGCCCUCGGGCAGUCGCAAGAAGAUGAAAAUCGUUAUUGCGGCAAGGUAAAUACACUUCCAAAGGACCUUCAUAGUGACAUUUUUGACGCCAUUCCGCUUGGAUUCCUCGACGAAGCGCCUGUAGCGAAUGUGGCGUCUGUAGAAUCGGUUUCAAAUGAGCUAUCGAGACGUGCAAAAGGUGUGGAUGCCGCUACUUACGCCAAAAUCGACGAAAGGUUGUGGAAAGAAACUGUCAGACGUCUACGAAUACAUGGGAUGGAGUUGGUCUCCAUUCACAGAGACAUGUAUCUUGCGGCUCUGGAAGAGGGGCUAGCACGAAAUUUGGAGGAGGAGAUGACGGCUCACUUGGACAAGCCGAAGAAAAAGGCAAUGACCCCUGAACGGAUGCAACGACUCUCUCUGUUUCGUGUGCAACGAUACUAUGAACAAAUUAACAAGUGCAAAGCUGAUCUUGUUGCGUGGUCCUACGCCGGCAAAGCCUCGGACUCUGCUGGUUUGCCAGAAGAUUGGGCUUUCUCACUGCCCCUUAAAGUUGGCGACCAAGUGGAAGCGGACCUUGGAGGAGCUUUCUUUCCUGCUACGGUUACGCGUGUUGCAAACAAUGCUUAUGAUGUUAAGUUCUUUGAUGGCGAUAUGGAAAGUGGCCUUGAGCGUUCGAUGCUUAAAUUGCUCGCACCCCCAGUGGUUCACUCGGAUGAACCUGAUACCGCCAGUAUGACCAAAAAGCAACUCAAGAGAUGGAAGAAACAGCAGGAGAAGAAAGGAAAACAUUGA
Molecule: messenger RNA, 1833 nt
Organism: Cylindrotheca closterium
Lineage: Eukaryota; Bacillariophyta; Bacillariophyceae; Bacillariales; Bacillariaceae
Source: the annotation of a GenBank genome assembly